AUGACUGAGAACAUGAAGGAGUGCUUGGCCCAGACCAAGGCAGCCGUAGGGGACAUGGUGACAGUGGUGAAGACAGAGGUCUGCUCACCACUCCGCGACCAGGAGUAUGGCCAGCCCUGCUCUAGGAGACCAGACUCCUCAGCCAUGGAAGUUGAGCCCAAGAAACUGAAGGGGAAGCGUGACCUCAUCAUGCCCAAAAGCUUCCAGCAAGUGGACUUCUGGUUUUGCGAGUCCUGCCAGGAGUACUUUGUGGACGAGUGCCCGAACCAUGGUCCCCCGGUGUUCGUGUCUGACACGCCGGUGCCCGUGGGCAUCCCAGACCGGGCGGCCCUCACCAUCCCUCAGGGCAUGGAGGUGGUGAAGGAAGCCAGUGGAGAGAAUGACGUACGAUGCAUAAACGAGGUCAUCCCCAAGGGCCAUAUCUUCGGCCCCUACGAGGGGCAGAUCUCCACCCAGGACAAAUCAGCUGGCUUCUUCUCGUGGCUGAUUGUAGACAAGAACAACCGCUACAAGUCCAUAGAUGGGUCAGACGAGACUAAAGCCAACUGGAUGAGGUACGUGGCCAUCUCCCGGGAGGAGCGGGAGCAGAACCUGCUGGCGUUCCAGCACAGCGAGCGCAUCUACUUCCGGGCGUGCAGGGACAUCCGGCCUGGCGAGCGGCUGCGGGUCUGGUACAGCGAGGACUACAUGAAGCGCCUGCACAGCAUGUCCCGGGAAACCAUCCACCGCAAUCUGGCCAGAGGAGAGAAGAGGUUGCAGAGGGAGAAGUCUGAGCAGGCUCUGGAUAACCCAGAAGACCUGAGGGGUCCCAUUCAGCUCCCCGUGUUGAGACAGGGCAAAAGUCCCUACAAGCGUGGCUUUGACGAGGGGGAUGUGCAUCCCCAGGCCAAGAAGAAGAAAAUUGACCUCAUUUUCAAGGAUGUGCUGGAGGCCUCGUUGGAAUCUGCGAAGGUGGAAGCCCACCAGCUGGCACUGAGCACCUCGCUGGUCAUCAGGAAAGUCCCCAAGUACCAGGAUGACACCUACAGUCGGUGUGCAACGACCAUGACCCGUGGCGUGCAGAAUGUCGGCCGGACCCAGGGGGAAGGGGACUGGAAGAUCCCCCAGGGGGUUUCCAAGGAGCCGGGCCCACUGGAGGAUGAAGAAGAGGAGCCUUCAUCAUUCAAGGCUGACAGUCCUGCCGAGGCUUCCCUUGCCUCUGACCCUCACGAACUUCCCACCACCUCCUUUUGCCCUAACUGUAUCCGCCUAAAGAAGAAGGUCCGGGAACUGCAGGCAGAGUUAGACAUGCUUAAGUCUGGGAAGCUUCCUGAGCCCCCCGUAUUGCCACCACAGGUACUGGAGCUCCCAGAGUUCUCAGACCCUGCAGGUAAGUUGGUAUUGAUGAGAUUAUUACCGGAGGGAUGA
This is a messenger RNA of Propithecus coquereli (Coquerel's sifaka), 1407 nucleotides long. It is a transcript of the gene PRDM11, whose product is annotated as PR domain containing 11. The transcript has 6 exons. The coding region runs from base 1 to 1407 and encodes 468 amino acids. Gene Ontology annotation, cellular component: nucleus. The record is from RefSeq and is a predicted model, not a curated record. Lineage: Eukaryota; Metazoa; Chordata; Mammalia; Primates; Indriidae. Gene Ontology annotation, molecular function: protein binding.